Messenger RNA from Gymnogyps californianus (California condor), 4081 nucleotides. It is a transcript of the gene SORBS2, whose product is annotated as sorbin and SH3 domain containing 2. Bases 43 to 3774 code for a protein of 1243 amino acids. NCBI's taxonomy places the organism in Eukaryota, Metazoa, Chordata, Aves, Accipitriformes, Cathartidae. Gene Ontology annotation, biological process: Notch signaling pathway. The transcript has 23 exons. Gene Ontology annotation, molecular function: protein binding. Gene Ontology annotation, cellular component: neuronal cell body; plasma membrane; dendrite. The record is from RefSeq and is a predicted model, not a curated record.
AGGAAAUCUGAAGACUUUUAUAGCAAAUCCUCCAGUGUCAAAAUGAACACAGAUAGCGGUGGGUGCGCUCGCAAACGUGCUGCAAUGUCUGUCACAUUAACAGCUGUGAAGAGAGUUCAGAGUUCUCCAAACCUAUUGGCCUCAGGGUCUGAUUCUCAGUCUCCAGAUUCAGCUUGGAGAUCUUACAAUGAUGGAAGUAGAGAGACACUGAAUGGAGAUGCUAGCACUUCAUCUCUUACAGCAAAAGGUUUUAGGAGCGUGCGGCCAAAUCUACUGGAUAAAAAAUCACCAACUCAGGCUCAGAUCACGGUGAAUGGGAACUCUGGCACUGCUGCCAGCCCAGUGAGUCACUUUCAAAGGCCUUUUUCCCCUUCUUCAGCUUACCCUCCACCAGCUUCACUCAAUUCCAACAUUGUUAUCAUGCAGCAUGGCAGGAUGAUGGAGUCCACAGAGACAUACUCACAGCAUGUUCAAACUGUUGGCAGCACCACCACCACCAGUACAAUACCAAUCUGUAGAUCCUCAGAAGAAGAAAAAAAAAUUACAGUCAUUAAAGCUCCACAUUAUGCAGGGAUUGGCCCGGUAGAUGAAUCUGGAAUCCCUACAGCAAUUAGAACGACAGUUGACAGGCCAAAGGAUUGGUACAAGACAAUGUUCAAGCAAAUCCAUAUGGUUCAUAAGCCUGAUGACGACACAGACAUGUAUAAUACUGCAUAUGCAUACAGUACUGGUAGCUACAGUCCAUCGUUCUCUGCUCAAGCACACCCAGCUGCAAAGACGCAGACAUACAGACCGUUGUCUAAAAGCGCUUCUGACAGUAGCUCGGAUGCCUUUAAGGUCUCAUCCCCUUUACCACCUCCACAUGUGCCACCUCCAGUACCACCACAUCGUCUGAGGGAAAGGUCUACACCAGAAAAAAAUGACUGGGAUCCCCCUGACAGAAAGGUAGAUACCCGCAAGUUCCGUUCUGAACCAAGAAGUAUUUUUGAAUAUGAGCCGGGAAAGUCAUCAAUCCUUGAACAUGAAAGACCGACUGAUCGCAUAAACCCAGAUGACAUAGAUUUAGAAAAUGAAUCCUGGUAUAAAUUCUUUUCAGAACUGGAGUUUGGACGUCCGCCACCUAAAAAGCUUUUGGACUAUGUUCAAGACAGUUCUUCUGGUGUUUCCAAUGAGACUUCCUUAUAUCAUCACUAUUCAACAGACAAAGGCCUGGACAGGCCCUCUAGUUCUGCAAGUACUGCGAGUGACUACAGAAAAAGAAGGAAGUCAGAACCUGCUGUAAGUCAUCAGAGGGUGCACAGUGAUCAGAACGCAAACAGGCCUAGCCUAGGCCGUACAGAUAUGCAAGGCCCGUAUACCACCCUUAGAAAGCCUUUAACUAGCUCGUCUCCUUCUUCUCCAUCAAGAGCUAAAGGUGGGGAUAUUAGCAAAGUAUAUCCAUCCCUUUUAAGUUAUUCAGUGCACAACCACAACACCUCAAACGAAUUAGAUUACUGUAGCACUUAUAGGCAACAUUUAGCUGUUCCAAACGAUUCAAGAAGGGCAAUCAGCUACAAGAAUGGCUGGCAAAUGACUCGUCAAAAUGCAGAAGUCUGGAGCAGCACCGAAGAAACUGCUUCUCCGAAGAGAAAAUCUCGUAGCUGUGAUGAUCUGCUAACAGAUGAUCGCGAUAGCUUUCCGGAUGCACAGGCCAAGUCUGAAAGCAUGGGCUCUCUGUUAUGUGAGGAGGACUCCAAAGAAGUUUGCUCAAUGAACUGGACCUCCCCAUAUGUUGAGGGCCGUGGUAGUAGUAGGUCAAGAGUUCGUCACAGAUCUGCACAUGAUGCCCCAGGUUUCCUAAAAAUGUACAAAAAGAUGCACCGCAUCAAUCGCAAGGACUUGAUGAAUUCUGAGGUGAUUUGUUCUGUGAAGUCCAGAAUACUGCAGUACGAAAAAGAACAGCACAAAAGUAUUCUUCAAGGGUGGAGAGAGUCUUCUACUGAAGAGGUGCCCAGAGACAUGGUGCCAACCAGAAUAUCUGAAUUUGAAAAGUUAAUUCAGAAGUCAAAAUCAAUGCCGAACCUAGGUGAUGAAAUGUUGUCAACUGUUACACUAGAGCCUCCUAAAAAUGGCUUAUGUGCGAAGAGGCGAUUUUCUAUCGAAUCCUUGCUGGAAGAAGAAAAUCAAGGCAGACAUCCCUCUCAGGUACAACGGAGCUACAAGUCUAAAACCCUGGUGCCAAUUCAUAUUGAAGUGACCAGUGAUGAGCCACAACGAUCGCAUAUGGAUUUUUCAGACAGUGAUCAAGAUGGAGUGGUUUCUGACCUCAGUGACUUUAUCCAGAUAGAGGGUUCAUCCUUUUGUAGUGAAAGUGACUUUGACCACUUUUCCUUCACAUCAUCUGAAAGCUUUUAUGGAUCAGGCCAUCACCACCACCACCACCACCACCACCACAGGCAUCUGAUUAGCUCCUGCAAAGGACGAUGCCCAGCAUCCUACACCCGCUUCACCACCAUGCUAAAACAUGAAAGGGCUAAACAAGAAACCACUGAAGAUCCAAGGAGACAGGAAGCAGAAUCUGGCCUCUCUAAGAUAGCAUUCCUAGUCAGUCCAGUGCCUUUCCGGAGGAAAAAAAGUGCAGCUCCUAAAAAACAAACUGAAAAGAAAAAAUGCAAGUCAUCUGUAUUUGAAGCACUAGAUUCUGCGCUUAAAGACAUCUGUGACCAAAUUAAAGCUGAAAAAAGAAGGGGAAGCUUGCCUGACAACAGUAUAUUACACAGACUUAUUACUGAGCUGCUUCCAGACAUUCCAGAAAGGAAUUCAUCUCUUAAAGCUCUGAAAAAGAGUCCCAUGCACCAGCCUUUUCAUCCACUGCCUCAAGAUGGUGCUAUCCAUUGCCCACUGUACCAGAAUGAUUGUGGAAGAUUACCUCUUAGUGCCUCUUUUCCAGACAUGGACGCAACUAACAACAAUGAUAGUGCACUGUGUUUCCAAGACCAGGAGUCUCCUGGAAGCUAUUCUGCUUUCACUGAUGUGGGACGAUGUACUCCAAGGGAGAGAAGAGGAACUACAGACAAAGAGAAACUGCCAGCUAGAGCUGUAUAUGACUUUAAAGCUCAGACUUCUAAAGAGCUGUCCUUUAAGAAAGGAGAUACUGUCUAUAUCCUCAGGAAAAUUGAUCAAAACUGGUACGAGGGUGAGCACCAUGGAAGAGUUGGAAUAUUCCCGAUUUCUUAUGUCGAGAAACUUUUUCCCCCAGAAAAAGCACAGCCUGCCAGGCCGCCUCCCCCUGCACAGAUUGGAGAGAUUGGAGAAGCUAUUGCCAAAUAUAAUUUCAGUGCAGACACAAACGUGGAGUUAUCGCUUAGAAAGGGAGACAGAGUAAUUCUUCUUAAGCAAGUUGAUCAAAACUGGUAUGAAGGUAAAAUACCAGGAACCAACAGACAAGGCAUCUUCCCUGUUUCCUAUGUAGAAGUCAUCAAAAAGAAUGCAUCAAAAAGUGUUGAUGACUACCCUGAUCCUCCAAUACCCCAAAGCUAUUCUAGUGACAGAAUACACCAUUUAAGUUCAACUAAGCCACAGCGCCCUGUGCUUGCUCAUGAAAACAUACACAGUGGGGGGGAACCGUUUCAGGCUCUAUAUAACUAUACUCCUAGGAACGAAGAUGAAUUGGAGCUCAGAGAGGGAGAUGUCAUUGAUGUGAUGGAAAAAUGUGAUGAUGGAUGGUUUGUGGGAACCUCGAGAAGAACCAAAUUCUUUGGUACUUUCCCUGGAAACUAUGUCAAGAGGCUGUGAAUUUUUUUUUCUACUUAUUUAUGCUGCAUCUCUGCAACACAUCUGCAUAAAGCUGCUAGAAAACAUGCUACGCUGACCUUCUGUUUUCUUGCUUGCAGUCUCAAGUAGAGGCCAUCUAGUUCAUCCUCAUCCCAUCCCACCCGCCAAACUGUUCCAGCAGUAUUACAGCAACGAACACGGUGUGAAUAACUAAGCUUUUCUGAAACAAGAGGAAUCGUUUCAACAUUUAAAUACUCCCUGCUUUACAGUCUUUUCACUUGAAACAAUAGGAAAAGUCUGAUGACAGGUACACAGAUGAAUUGCCAUG